Messenger RNA from Yamadazyma tenuis ATCC 10573, 761 nucleotides. Lineage: Eukaryota; Fungi; Ascomycota; Pichiomycetes; Serinales; Debaryomycetaceae. The record is from RefSeq and is a predicted model, not a curated record.
AGAAGAUCUCCUUACAAACCACCAUCCAGAACCUUACUGAUAAAGUCACUGAUUUAACGAUUGCAAACCCAGCAACCUCCCGAAACGAUGAAGUAGAAACCGCUUUAACCAAGAAAAUCAACAUUCUUGAAUACCAAAUAGGUGAGCUUUUACAGCUCGACACCUUUAAGUUCCAAAGGCUCUUGAAGUCAUUCAAUAAGAUUGCAGAUGAUGCAUCCCUCAAAGAACCCACUAGAAAGGUGGACUAUAUGAUCAAGAAGCUCAUGCCUAACAAUUCCUCCAACGACUCAAAUAUGAGUCUGGUAGAUUUCACCGACAUGACGAAUAUAAGAGAGUUCCACAAGGCGGUAUUCGACUAUUUCACGCGUGCUGUAGAUGUUAUUGUUAACGAUCAUGUCAAGCUACUUUUGAAAGAGAACGAAGAUACUGCCAAAUCAGGGGAGUAUGUGAAUAAACUCCACAAGAGAAUUGACGAGCUUAACCGUCUCAAUGACGAGUUGUCCCGUCUGAUGGAGUCUCUGAACGCCCUGAACGAAUAUUCAGAAUCGUCCAUAUCGUCUCCUAGAGCUGAACUCCGAAUCGACGAGCUAAAUCGUAGAUGGAAGGCCGAACGUGAGGCCAGAGUUUACGAAAACCACGAGGCUGAACGCCGGUUAAAAGAACUAGAACAAGAGAAUACUCGUCUCCGAGAGCAACUCAACCUUACUGGUUAAAAAUACCUUGUGUAAUGCUAUGUACUAUUUAAUGAGAACCCCAAAAUG